AGUACUGUCAUACAUACUUUCUGCUCCUCUCGUUGCUGCAACAAAGUCCACAGCAGCUGCGCUCAACCGUCCACAGCAACACAAUAACCCAGUCUCUGCCCUGGAUGACAUGGAUGUAUAGAACGGGAUCCCCUCUGACUCUGUAAAGAUGGAGCUCACAUGGAGAGUAUCACAGCUCAUUCAUCUCUGCCUCUUCUCCCAGACUUGGCUGUCUGGCUAUUGUCACUUGUAUAACAACCGUUACGCUGGAGACAAAGUUAUAAGGAUCAUUCCUCGAAACGACCAAGAAGUAAAUGAAGUAAGGAAUAUGUGCAGUCAGCUGCAGGUUGAUCUGUGGCAGCCCAGCAGCUUUGGAAACAUCCUAAAUAACACAAUCACUGACGUUCACACAUCCAAUACCAGCUCGGAGGCUCUGCUAACUUACCUGAGAAGAGCCAACGUGGAGCACAGUAUUCUUGUAAAAAAUUUGCAGAAUGUGAUUGAAAAGCAGAAACAUUCUAAAUCUGGAAGAAAACGCAGAUCACUGCCGAAGUAUGAUUAUGAAGAUUACCAUCCACUUGAAGAGAUUGUAAAGUGGAUGCAUCACAUGAAUAAAACUCAUUCUAACCUUGUUCACAUGUUUUCUUUGGGAACAUCGUAUGAGGGAAGACCACUGUAUGUGCUCAAGUUGGGAGCCAAACCAUCCUCUGCUAAGAAGUCUUCCAAGAGAGAAGUGUGGAUUGACUGUGGAAUACAUGCAAGAGAGUGGAUUGCACCAGCAUUUUGUCAGUGGUUUGUAAAAGAGGCUGUCAAUACCUAUAAAACAGAUCCAGUUAUGAGAAAAAUCCUGGACCUUCUCUAUGUCUAUGUCAUGCCAGUGUUCAAUGUAGAUGGGUAUGAGUAUAGCUGGACUCAUGAUCGUUUUUGGAGAAAAACAAGGUCUAAAAUGAGAUUUAACUGUUAUGGAGUAGAUGCUAACAGGAACUGGAAAGUAAAUUUUUGUGAGGAAGGUGCUUCAUUUAAUCCAUGUGACAGUACCUACUGUGGUCCCUAUCCUGAGUCUGAGCCAGAAGUUAAGGCUGUUGCUCAAUUUAUCCAGAAAAGGAGAAAAUAUAUAAAAAUUUACUUGUCAUUCCAUGCUUAUGCCCAAAUGGUUCUCUACCCCUACUCAUACCAGUAUGAUGCCAUUCCCAACUACCGAUGUGUGGAAUCAGCCGCACAUAAAGCCGUCCAAGCCAUAAAUUCUGCUUAUGGGAUACGUUACAGACAUGGUCCUGCAUCCAGCACUUUAUAUUUGAGUUCUGGCAGCUCUAUGGACUGGGCCUAUAAUAUUGGCAUCCCAUAUGCCUUCGCAUUUGAACUUCGAGACAAUGGAUAUUAUGGAUUUCUUCUACCUGAUGGUCUAAUCCGGCCAACUUGUAUAGAAACAAUGCUAGCUGUUAAGAAUAUCACCAUGCAUUUGCUGAGGAAAUGUCGCUAGUAAAACAGAAACAUAUUGUUUUUUAUUUUUUUAUUUCUAUGUUUUUUAAUGCAUGUGGAAGGGAACCCCACAUUACAAUACAGAAGAUACCGUUCCUUUAUUAAUAAAAUAUUGUUGCUUUGUUUUAAAAUAGUAAUACAAGUUAUAUUCCCAAAAGUCAAUAUUUCAAAUCUCCUCUUCCUUCAGCAAAUCAUAGGAAACACCUCAUCAGAGCAGGAUUUUGAACUUGUAGAAAUAUAAAUUACAGGAGUUACCCAGACAUUUAUAAGUGAUGGCCUCAUCAACAUUAGAUCUUAGCAUUCCCACGUAUCAGCUCUUUCAAGAGGCCGCAGUGCUCCAGUGAAAACCACAUCACCUUGUAC
Hyla sarda is the source of this 1821-nucleotide messenger RNA. RefSeq names its product carboxypeptidase A6 (gene CPA6). Lineage: Eukaryota; Metazoa; Chordata; Amphibia; Anura; Hylidae. The coding region runs from base 149 to 1459 and encodes 436 amino acids. Gene Ontology annotation, biological process: proteolysis. The transcript is spliced from 11 exons. The record is from RefSeq and is a predicted model, not a curated record. Gene Ontology annotation, molecular function: metallocarboxypeptidase activity; zinc ion binding.